AUGGGAUUGCUUUCAAAACUAUACUCUAGAUGUGAAUUGGUUAAUGUGCCACAGGUAUUGAAAGCAUGCUCGUUUCUCGGAUUCAUACGUCCCGGUAAAGAAAUCCACUGUGCAAUGAAAAGAGGCAUGAUAGCUACCGACAUCCACAGUGAGACAGCCUUGCUAAAUCUUUAUCGUAAAUGCGGGCAUAUCCAGUACGCUAAAAGAGUAUUUGAUUCGAUUGAAUCGAAGAAUUUUAGCACUUAUAACUCCAUGAUAUCUGCAUAUGGGGAGCAAGGUCUUUUAGAUGAAUGUCUUUCUCUGUUUCACGAGAUGAAAGGAAGAGUUGACAACAAGUGUUCAGAUGAUGUCCUAACCACAAUUUUUAAACAUGAAGAGUUUGAUGAGUCAAGUGUUUUUGAAAAAUAG
Lactuca sativa (garden lettuce) is the source of this 408-nucleotide messenger RNA. The record is from RefSeq and is a predicted model, not a curated record. Lineage: Eukaryota; Viridiplantae; Streptophyta; Magnoliopsida; Asterales; Asteraceae.